This is a messenger RNA of Arctia plantaginis, 1395 nucleotides long. Lineage: Eukaryota; Metazoa; Arthropoda; Insecta; Lepidoptera; Erebidae. The record is from the annotation of a GenBank genome assembly.
AUGUACACGACGUCUUUAAAAAUAUUAAAGUGCUUUCAAUUCUUCCCAAAUAGGGGUUAUAGCAAUAGCGCCUGUCUUGUGCGGAAGAGAACACGGUCAGCGAUCGAUAUGGGUUUAAAAAGUAGAGAGAACCCUGUUGUUCUAAAGCUAGAAUCGGCAGAAUUUAAAAACAUAUUUACUCCGGAAGUAUUAAAGCUGAAGACAUUGUUUGAUAAAUAUCAAUAUGAAAUAAGAAUCGCUGGGGGAGCAGUCAGGGAUCUGUUAAUGGGUCAAAGUCCAAAAGAUCUUGACUUUGCAUCAACAGCAACUCCUCAUCAAAUGAAAGAAAUGUUUACAGCUGAGAAUAUCAGAAUGAUCAAUGCUAAUGGGGAGAAACAUGGUACUAUUACUGCUAGGAUUAAUGAUAAAGAAAGCUUUGAGGUGACCACACUGAGAAUAGAUAUAGUAACAGAUGGCCGCCAUGCAGAAGUAGAAUUCACAACUGAUUGGAAAUUAGAUGCUAAUAGAAGAGACCUUACAAUUAAUUCUAUGUUUUUAGGUUUUGAUGGAUCUGUGUAUGAUUACUUUUUUGGUUAUGAAGAUUUACAAAAGCGAAGAAUAGCUUUUGUUGGAGAUCCUAAUAUUAGAAUUAAGGAAGACUAUCUGAGAAUAAUGAGGUAUUUUCGAUUUUAUGGAAGAAUAGCAGAGGAGCCUGAUAAACAUGAAGAAGCAACACUCAAAGUUUUGAGUGACAAUGUUGAUGGUCUACAAAAUAUAUCAGGGGAAAGAAUUUGGGUUGAGCUUAAGAAGAUGCUGCAAGGAAAGUUUGCAGGAAGUUUGUUGAAGACAAUGUUAAAUGUUGGAGUAGGAAAAUAUAUAGGCUUGCCAUCGUCUCCAAAUAUUGAUGAGUUGGAUAGACUCUUGAAAAGAGGUGAACAUCUAAACUUACAUCCAAUGAGUUAUUUGGCAGCAUUACUACUGGACUUGGAUGAUGUCACAUUAUUACAUAACCGACUUAAGUUCUCAGGCUAUGAUAGGGACAUGGCUUACUUUCUAGUAGAACAUAGAGCAGAUAAAGUAGCUGAAAGACAAUUACUCCCUUAUGAAAAAUUAGUCCUCAAUAGUAAGAUCAAACAAAAAGACGCGAUUGAAUAUGUUAAAGAAGUUUUGAAAUAUAGAGGUGAUGAAAAACUACUUGAGGAUUUUAAUAAGUGGGAAGUGCCCAGGUUUCCUGUUUCUGGUAAAUUAUUAAAGAAUGCUGGUGUACCACCAGGUAAAAUGUAUGGACCCAUCAUAAGUCGCCUCAAGGAUAUGUGGAUUGAAAACGAGUACAAGCAAACUGCAAGUGAUCUUGUUAAAUAUAUUCCUGAUAUCCUGGAAGAGUUUGGAAACAAUAAAUUAAAACAUGCUAAGUAA